Messenger RNA from Penicillium lagena, 1584 nucleotides. RefSeq names its product acyl-CoA synthetase. Bases 1 to 1584 code for a protein of 527 amino acids. The record is from RefSeq and is a predicted model, not a curated record. The transcript is spliced from 3 exons. Lineage: Eukaryota; Fungi; Ascomycota; Eurotiomycetes; Eurotiales; Aspergillaceae. Gene Ontology annotation, molecular function: medium-chain fatty acid-CoA ligase activity. Gene Ontology annotation, biological process: fatty acid metabolic process.
AUGUCAAUUCCAUCCUUGCCGCUCUUCGUCGCGGCGCAGACCCAUGCCGAGCGCAACCCCGCGAAGGUGGCGGUCGUGGACACCACCAAGCAGGAGUCCUUCACCUUCGGUCAGCUGCUCGCCGAUGCGGCGACCUUGAAGAAGCGUAUUCUUGGGGAACUUGGGCUUUCGGACUCUGGUGAUUUGGACGAACGGCGCGUUGCCUUCCUCACCCCGAACGGAUACGAUUAUGUGGUCACUCAAUGGGCCGUGUGGGCGGCCGGGGGAGUGUGUGUGCCACUCUGCACAAGCCACCCUGUGAAGGAGCUCCUGUAUACCGUGGACGACUCGGACCCAUCUCUAAUCCUCAUCCAUCCAACAUUUGAGAAAGUGGCCCCGGCUUUGCGCGAGGGGUGCACUACCGCCAUCCCAUUCAUGAACUUGGAACCUUUUACGCGCACCGACGAAGCGCCUCUGCCUACUUUCUCCCCUUCAUUUCCUUUGACUCGUCGAGCCUUGAUGAUCUAUACCUCUGGCACCACAUCAAACCCGAAGGGCUGCGUCACAACACACGAAAACAUUACAUUCCAAGCAAACAGCCUCAUCGAGGCCUGGAAAUACAACCCCUCUGACCAUCUCAUCCAUGUGCUCCCACUGCACCAUGUCCACGGCAUUAUCAACGGGUUAACAGCGAGUUUUCUGAGCGGCACGACUGUGGAAAUGCACCCGAAAUUCGACCCCAAAGCUAUUUGGGAGCGGUGGCAGGACCGCGGCUCCUCGACUAUGUUCAUGGCUGUGCCAACAAUCUACUCGCGACUCAAUGAUUAUUUCGAUGCUCACAUUCGUGGGUCCGAACAGGAAACGACUGCGCGAGCUGGUGCGAAAGCCCUGCGAUUGAUCGUUAGUGGGUCUGCGGCGCUGCCGACUCCUAUAAAGGCCAAAUUCGCCGAGAUCACGGGUCAGGUCCUGCUGGAGAGGUACGGGAUGACGGAGAUUGGUAUGGCGAUUAGCUGUGGGUUGGAGGUUGAGAAGCGCAUUGAUGGCAGUGUGGGCUGGCCGCUCCCUGGUGUUCAGGUGCGAUUGACUGAGAAGGAGACCGGGCGGGUCAUUGAGGAGAGUGAUGAGGACGGGAUGAUUGAGAUCAAAGGCGGCAAUGUCUUCCGCGAGUACUGGCGCAGACCUGAAGCCACAGUAUCCGAAUUCACAGCCGAUGGCUGGUUUAAGACGGGCGAUGUAGCCAGACGCGAUGCAGCUGGUGCUUACUUCAUUCAGGGCCGGGCGUCGGUCGACCUGAUCAAGUCGGGUGGCUACAAGAUCUCGGCGCUUGAAGUCGAGCGCAAGAUGCUCGCAUUGGACUCCAUCCAAGAAGUGGCGGUUGUCGGGCUAGCAGAUGAGGAAUGGGGACAACGGGUUGCGGCAGUGGUCAAGGUUCGCGAGGGAGCUGCACCGCUAGAACUCUCAGCUCUUCGCGCCGAACUGAAGAACGAAAUGGCCCCGUAUAAGAUCCCGACGGUGCUGAAGAUCGUGGAUGGGAUUGAGCGUAAUGCCAUGGGCAAGGUCAACAAGAAGACCAUUGUACAAAAGUACUGGCCCGAUAAGGCUUGA